This is a messenger RNA of Knipowitschia caucasica, 519 nucleotides long. The record is from the annotation of a GenBank genome assembly. NCBI's taxonomy places the organism in Eukaryota, Metazoa, Chordata, Actinopteri, Gobiiformes, Gobiidae.
AUGCUCAUGAUGAUGGAAAGUGGAGCCAUGGGCGCACGCUCGGAAUUCGACUCUCCUCUUUCGCACUGGUCUCUGAUGGAUGACCCUAACCGCGCGCUGGGUCUCGCCUCGGUCAAACUAGAACCCGGCUUGGACUCGCACCCGCACCAGCACCACCACCAACACCGCUACGACGCAUGCAGGAAAGGAGGCGAGCCCGCAGACAUCAAGCCGCCCAUAGUGGCUUCUGCGCCCGCGGCCGUCUCCCCGGUGAUGGUGGACGCCGUGGGGCAGAUGCGCAAAGCCAAGUCGUCCCGUCGCAACGCGUGGGGGAACCUGUCGUACGCGGACCUCAUAACCAGAGCCAUAGAGAGCACGCCCGACAAGAGGCUGACGCUGUCCCAGAUCUAUGACUGGAUGGUGCGUUUUGUGCCGUAUUUCAAGGAUAAAGGGGACAGCAACAGUUCCGCUGGCUGGAAGGUGAGUGCGUGUGGAGAGAGCGUGAUCACUGCGCGUGCACGAGAGACGCACGCGGGGUGA